AAACACACUUAGCUAAGCUACAGUCUUACUAAACAUCCUAACAUUACCCUGUGUCUGUUCAUUAGUGUGUUGUCCCAGUUAUUAACUUGUAACAAUUAUAUUACAUGUUAGUGUAAGUGAAUUCAUCCUGGUAACACAACUGAAGAAAGAUGAAUUGGGUUGGAGGGUCUCGGAGUCGUAUUAUGAUGAAAAACGACACAAAGAAGCAAAGGGAAUACUUUGCCAAGAAAAGGUUAGAGAAUAAACUUCAAACUCUAGGAUUACCCACUUCCCCCAAACGAGAGAGCACCGGAAGUAUGGAUCUGGUUACAUUAUUUAUUGUAAACCAGAUUGCAACAAAGAAAACAAAAGCAAGUCAACCUAAAGUCACACACUUCCGGGAGCUGAAAGGACCGAACAGAGCCAGGCCAGGCCAGCUCCUAGCGUUACCCAUGAGUCCAUGCUCACCCUCCCGCCUGCCUCUCGCCGAGGUUCAGCCCCUGCACAGCAGCACACCAUUUGAAAGAGAGAGGACUUUUGUGAAGAAGAGAAAAACACAUUUUUCUCUGUUUAAGCAGCCCGAGCUGUCCCCUGUGCUGGAGUCGAACCUGUCGGACAUCAGUGCGCCUGACUACCAGCAUCACGUGCGCGACUCCUUCAGCCCCUACUCAGUAGCCUCGCCAGCGAGCGUCAGCUCCGCAGGGCUGUUCCCCUCCCAUCAGCCUUCUAGGACACACAUACACACAUCACCUAACCCCUGGGACAUCACACAGCCAGAGAGAAGCCAGUUUAAUCCCUACUUCCACCCCAGCGGAGAGAGAGAGCGAGAGAGUGUGCGAUGGGCAGGAGAAAUGCAGGCAGCGACAGCAGGACACACACACCACACACACACCACUACUACCACUAUGCCAGUUACCAGGGUCCAGUUUGGAGGCAUAGAGACCAUCACCAUAGAGGGCAGAGGACAUGACACGCGCACGGCCGGCUUUCCUCUCGGCGCCGCAGGCAAGAGCACGCCCCAGGAGCCUUUCUUCAGGGAUUUCUGCAGUGAUGAGUACAACACCCAAGCUCCUUAUGAUAAGGAAGUGAUGAAGAUCCAUCUCCCUGAGAAAAAUGCCAUCUCUACAAUCACAAAGGGGGCCUCUGAGACGUUCAUGUCCUCUGCAGUGGACCUGGGGGGCAUUGUAGAGUCACAGCAGAGAGGUGCUGAGCAGGAUCUUGUGAGAACCAUGUUCACGUGUGCAGACAGCAGACAAGAUGGUGGAUAUGAGCAGGUAUCAGUAAGGAGCGAGUCUCCCAGCUACUCCCCUAGAGAAGGCUGUAACCCCAGUGACUCUGAUGAUGAAGAGGACGAUUGCUGUUGCCAGCAUAACACGCAUGAUGCUUUGGAAGCAUCAUGCACCAGGAAGUGUGUGGAGUUGGACACACCCUUUCUGAACUCUCACAGCACAUUCACCCAGCACGACCUGUCUGAUAUUCAGCAACACAGUCAAAAUGAAGACAAGGGCAGAAUGGCACACAAGUCUGGCCGCCCGGUUCCUUGUGACGCUGCAAAGAAUCGUGGGAGUUGGAGGGGCUGUGGUGAAGACCAGUAUGUUCCGGCUCGGGCUGCGCCAGGUAACACCCACCAGCCAGGCGGCAGGACGGCUGAGCCCCCCGCAGCAAUUCCGCAACCCGCCCCUCAAACCCAGGAGGUGGGCACCCAGACGACACCCAUCCCACGCCCCACCCUCACUGAUGCCUCCACUCAGUGGUGCCCCCCACGGGACAUUAGAAGCACUGCAGCCGAGACGGAGCACCACCAUUACCCCAAGUCCCCAUCUCAUAUGCCUGCAGUUCCCCCUCGCUUCACCAGGGGGCAGUAUGAGCACAAGAAUGAGCUCCUCAAGAAAGCAUCUCAGAAUUGGCUGGGCUCCGCCACGACUCCGGCAGAGUCACACACACACACUCACACUCACAGUUACACUCGAGAGCAGAACACGCCCUGGCAGACACGAGGGGGAGCUCACACACACUCUCCAAUUCCCACUCCGGAGUGCAAUAGGUUUGGACCGACGCCGUCGUCAGUGUCAGCAGCCGCUCCUCUGCACACCUGGGCCCAGCAGCAUGGGGCCGUGAGGCAUCCCUGCGCGGCGGUGGCCGUGGACCAGCCCCCCACGCCCGUGUUGGGAGUCCGAUCCCGCAUCCUCCACCAGCACAGCACAGAGGAGGUGAGAAGAGAGCACCCUUCAGUGCUCGGCGGUGGCGGAGAGGAGGACAGGCAGGAAGGUGACGGGCGGCGCGUGGCGGAACAGAGCGCGGAACAGGAGCGGUGUGAAAACCUGACGCUUUCUGAGGCGACGACAAGAGCAGGAGAGAGGGAUACAGAAGAAGCGGCGGAAGAGGAGGAGGAGGAGGAGAGAGGUGAGAAGAGCGUCUCAGAGGAGGCCGAGACACUUCAGGAAAUCGCAGACAUUCUGCUGAUGAUGAAACGCAGAAAAAAGUGAGAUGGGAACAGCAGCGACAGGGGAGAAAAAAACACACACUGUGGCACAAGACAAGGGCAGUGUGUGUGUACAUCUACAUGUACAAGUGAGGCCGUAAGAAAUAGAGACACAUUUUUAGUCAUGCACACAUACACCUGCAUGCAAACACACAAACACAAACACACACACAGAGAA
Molecule: messenger RNA, 2639 nt
Organism: Alosa alosa (allis shad)
Lineage: Eukaryota; Metazoa; Chordata; Actinopteri; Clupeiformes; Clupeidae
Exons: 16
Coding region: 150-2465 (771 amino acids)
Source: RefSeq, a predicted model, not a curated record